Hansenula anomala is the source of this 1650-nucleotide messenger RNA. Its product is annotated as glycosyltransferase family 32 protein. Gene Ontology annotation, cellular component: mannan polymerase complex. The coding region runs from base 373 to 1617 and encodes 414 amino acids. NCBI's taxonomy places the organism in Eukaryota, Fungi, Ascomycota, Saccharomycetes, Phaffomycetales, Wickerhamomycetaceae. The record is from RefSeq and is a predicted model, not a curated record. Gene Ontology annotation, molecular function: alpha-1,6-mannosyltransferase activity. The transcript is spliced from 2 exons. Gene Ontology annotation, biological process: protein N-linked glycosylation.
ACAUUCUGAGGUACAGAUACGUGUCAAUAAAUGUCUGGUAGGGACAGUUCAGACGCUAAAAUGUGAUUUUCAGGGGAGAGAAUCUAGACAUUCUGCUUAGUACAUUCAAAAUUACUCGAGAUCAUGAGAUCUAGAUCUUUUAUAAAUAAUCCUUUCUCCAAGGCUCAAAGUGAACAAUUUCUUUAUAGUUUGAAAAAUUUCGUACCUUAAAAAUUUUCGCGUCGCAUUUUCCAAUUCGCGAUUUUUUUCUCUUGUGAAGAUCUAGAUUGAUCAAAAGACCAGUGAAAUUGGGCUAUAAUUGAAAUUGAAAUAACAACGUCCAACUUAGUUCAACUCAUUGUUCUCUUUUAUUUAUCCAAGGAAUAAAUAGAAAUGAAGGAACUAAAGAAACUCACCAAGGUUAUCAACAAGAAUAAAAAGCUCAAGGUCUCAAUAUAUUCUUUGCUGAUCAUAACGAUAUUUGUUCAAUUCUAUCAAUCAAUUUAUGGUAUCUCUUCAUCAAAUCAUAAACUUUUCAAUACAUUGAUCAAAACACCAUCAACUACUUCAUCGUCAUUAUCUUCAAACUCAUUAUUUUCAAUCUCCAAGAAACCUUUACCAAAUAGUCUACCCAAUGAUGCUUCAUUAAGAGAACAACUACAUUUCCAAUUCCCUUACGAUUCAACAAAACCUUUCCCAAAGAUAAUAUGGCAAACUUGGAAAGUCCCAAUAACUUCACCAGAUUUCAAAUCAACCUUCCGUCGUUAUACCAAAGAAUGGGAUGAAAAAAAUCCAGACUAUUUAUAUAACGUCAUUCCUGAUUCAGCUGCACAUGAAUUAAUCAACCAUUUAUAUUCCCCAAUUCCAAAAGUCUUACAUGCUUACAACAUCUUACCCAAGACUAUCCUCAAGGCUGAUUUCUUUCGUUAUUUGAUCCUUUUCGCCCGUGGUGGUGUUUAUUCAGACAUUGACACCAUGGGGUUGAAACCAAUAGAUAAAUGGGUUUCAAACAAUCAAACAAUUUUCGAAACUCCAAAUAAUGCAGGCGUUGUUAUCGGAAUUGAAGCAGAUCCUGAUAGACCAGAUUGGAACGAUUAUUAUGCCAGAAGAAUCCAAUUCUGUCAAUGGACCAUACAGAGUAAACAAGGUCAUCCAAUGUUGGGGGAACUGAUUGCUAAAAUUACUGAAAUUACAUUGGAGAAAGAAAGAGAAGGUGUUUUGAAUAAAAUCAAAGGGAAAGAUGCAGGUGAUGAUAUAAUGAACUGGACAGGUCCAGGGAUUUUCACUGAUGAAGUUUUCAAAUAUUUGAAUGAAGUUAUAACAUUAGAUUCAUCUGUUAAAAUUAUAAAUAAGACCCCACAAAAUGAGUAUAAUCAAGGUUUAGAUAUUUUCCAGAAAGGUGUUAAUUGGAGAUUCUUCACAUUGAUGGAACACCCAAUCAUAUUGGAUGAUGUACUUGUGUUGCCAAUCACUAGUUUCAGUCCAGGUGUUGGUCAUAUGGGUUCAAAAUCUCCAAGUCAUCCUUCUGCUUAUGUUCGUCAUAUGUUUGAAGGUAGUUGGAAACCUGAUGCUGAAAGAAAUAUUAUCGUAGAUGAAGAGCCAAAAAAACCUGCAUUACAAAAUGUUGUCGUUCAAUAGAUGAUUUAUUGCUUCUCGUUUAGUACGUAGUUA